Acaulospora colombiana is the source of this 230-nucleotide messenger RNA. The record is from the annotation of a GenBank genome assembly. Lineage: Eukaryota; Fungi; Glomeromycota; Glomeromycetes; Diversisporales; Acaulosporaceae.
AUGUUUCGGAUACCGCGAAUCGUUCCUUGGACUUCGCCACAGGAAUAUCAACAAGUUUACCAAUGGCUAUAUUCGGGUUCUCCGGAUUUACGUGAGCUGGGUGUCAAACGGGUCAAAGCAUGGUCAAAUCGUGGAAAGGUUCCUCAGGCCAUUGUGUGCACGGCCGCUUUUGUCGAAGCAUCGUUGAGGGACGAAUCCGGGAAGAUAUCGAAUCAUGAGUUGAGAUUGCU